This is a messenger RNA of Clonostachys byssicola, 2439 nucleotides long. The record is from the annotation of a GenBank genome assembly. Lineage: Eukaryota; Fungi; Ascomycota; Sordariomycetes; Hypocreales; Bionectriaceae.
AUGGAUGGCAAUAUGCCACGCUGGUACUCUGUUGACUCCAUCAACACUGCAAAACGUCGCCCCGCCUUUGGCCUUUGGUGGCUGGCAGUCAAAUGUACAUGGGCGAUCGCCCUGACUGGCUUUCUUGCUAAUAUUGUCUUGAAUAUGUCAGGGUACCAAGUCCGGCUCACAGCCACCCAAGAACGACAAAAAUGUACAACGUGUGGCCUCUAUGACCCAGCUGUGGCGAUAGAUGCACCGAACCCGAAUGUUUGGGCGCCAAUUACCUCGGAUGACAAUACUGCAAUCUGGGCCUGGCUUCAUGAUCCGAUCAGGGGCCUAAAUCUGACAGAGCCCACGGUCGCCAAAAUCAAUGACAACAUGGUCUACUCGAUUGACACGCUGCCCCCGAACAAGACAGACGUCAUCUUCUUCUUAGACGGCAGUGGUCCUAAGCCAGACUCUUGGGCCAGGGUGAUGAUCUACGAGGGUGGAAAGGCCGAGCCUGUCGCUCAAGAAUACAUGGUGGGACCGUUGCCUGUAAGCGAUGACACCACGAUUGAACCGCUUGAUUACAUCUACAACGGGGGCAUGGGCGGUUCGGUUCCCUACAACGCCCGCGCCAUCGACGUGAGCAGAAUGGUUGUCCUUGAUCACAUUCUGGUCCCUGUCAUGCAAGACAUCGUUGACAUCACUUCCACCAUCUUUCAAGGAGCUGCCUACUAUGGUUUCGCCGACACGCGGUCCACGGUCGUUCCAAACUUCGGCACCCCAGUUUCAUUUGACGGGUCUGAAGCUCAUGUCAAUGCAGUAUUCCACUUCCCUGGCUCAGCACUGUUUCUCAUCCCUAUCGAUUUCUAUGUCCUCAUUGAUUGGACUGGGACCGACUACACUCAAUGGAAACUGAAGGGUUUUGUGACAAAGGAACGCUUUUUCCCCACCGUAGACGAACUGAGGAAAGCUUACAAUCUUGGUGAGCUCAAGCAAGAGUUUGACCAACACAAGAAUUACGACUGGGCGCUCGUCAAGUAUCAGUCUGAGCUUGGCCAGAGGCCUCUGGAGAGCCGAGUAGCCCCUCAGAGCCUUGAGAUUGGGGGCAAGCGCUACAAGCUUGACCCAAAACAAAACUACGUUGAGUAUAUGGGCUGGUCGUUCUACGCAACAUACACCAAGAGCUUGGGUCUCAUGUUCUACGACAUUCGCUUCAAUGGGGAACGGAUCCUGUAUGAGCUUUCGAUGCAAGAGGCCGCAUCACAGUAUGGAGGCUUCCAACCAAAGGCCGCAUCCACCUUGUUUCACGACACCGCUUUUAGCAUCGGUGCAGAUGUUUUCCCGCUGGUCGAAGGAUUCGAUUGUCCUUUUGGAAGCACUUUCUGGAACAUGUCUUUCUAUGACAGAAACCAGACCAUCACCCACCCUAACUCUCUUUGUCUCUUUGAGCAUGACAGCGGUCAUCCACUCUCCAGGCAUCGCGCCGAGACCUUCGCCGCUGAAAACGAGAAUGAAUGGGGCUUUGACAAUCUGGGUGUAGUCAAGAGCUCAGCGCUCUCUGUGCGUUUUAUCGCAACUGUCGGAAAUUACGACUACAUUUUCACAUAUGAAUUCAGCCAAGACGGGGCCAUUGAGAUCUCUGUGCGUGCAUCUGGAUACCUCCAGGCUUCUUAUUACUACAAAGACCAAGGAAGGUUUGGGCCUCGCAUUCAGAAAGCCACCCAAGGUCCGAUACAUGAUCAUAUCAUAACCUUCAAGGCUGAUUUCGACAUUCUGGAUUCCAACAACAGCUUCGAGAAAACGGAACUCAAGGCGGUUCAACAAGAGCAACCUUGGUUUCCUGAGCUUGGAUCGUUUGAACAACUCCAACUUGAAAAGACUGUGUUGGCUAAGGAAGAGCAAUUGAACUGGCAGUCCAACGGUCAGACAAUGUACUGCGUUGUUCACAAAAACGAAACCAACCAGUGGGGUGAGAAACGUGGCUACCGUAUCGUGCCUGGCAAGUCCAACAUUCAUCUGAGCACUUUGACUUCACCCUGGUCGCGUCACAACAGUGCCUUCCUGAAGUCCCACCUGGCUGUGACUCGUCAACAUGACACCGAGCAGUUCGCCAAUAGUAUCAACAACGCCAACUUGCCAUUUAAGCCGCAGCAUGACUUUCUGAAAUUCUUCAAUGACGAAAGUGUUGACGGCGAAGAUCUCGUGGUUUGGUUCAACCUAGGCAUGCAUCACUUCACUCGGUCCGAGGAUGUGCCCGUGACUCUGUUUACAGAAGCGGUCAGCAGCAUCAGCCUUGCACCACAGAACUUCUUUGAUCGUGCUCAGGAUGGAGAUUUAAGAAACAGGCGAUGGUACGUUCCGAACAAGGAAUCUGGCACCCUCCAGACGGAGGAUUACGGGGUCGAACUACCUAACUGCGCGAUUAAUCUGAGGGAGCCCGAGAUUGCGAAAAUACUUGCGAAGGAGUAA